This is a messenger RNA of Mesocricetus auratus (golden hamster), 4772 nucleotides long. It is a transcript of the gene Limd1, whose product is annotated as LIM domain containing 1. Bases 563 to 2518 code for a protein of 651 amino acids. Gene Ontology annotation, cellular component: adherens junction; P-body; nucleus. Gene Ontology annotation, molecular function: transcription corepressor activity. Gene Ontology annotation, biological process: response to hypoxia; positive regulation of miRNA-mediated gene silencing; negative regulation of hippo signaling. The record is from RefSeq and is a predicted model, not a curated record. Lineage: Eukaryota; Metazoa; Chordata; Mammalia; Rodentia; Cricetidae. The transcript has 8 exons.
GGCGCCCCUGCGCGUCCCGGGGCGGGCGCAGAGGACCUGCUAACAACUCCGGGGACUGACUGCCCGCGCUCACUUCCGCGUCCCGCCGCCGGCCGCCGCCAUCGGACAAUGGGCCGCGCGCCGCGGCUGCAGUGAGCUCGGCGGGACCCGCCCGCCCGCCUGCCUUGGGCCAGCCGCUGCCCCGUGGGUUUGCAAGUUCGGUUGCCCGGCCUGGAUGUGGGUUUGCUUUUUUCUGUUUACAUUCAACGUCUUCUUCCGUCUUGUUUUUGGUUUUAUUUCUUAGAAAAGAGAACUUUUCAAAGCAGUCUCGGCGCAGCUGAAGGCUGCUCUGCCCCCACGUGGACGCUCCCCAGGGGAAAGAAGUCUGGAAGUAAACUUAGCCCCGCUGGCCUGAAGGCCUCAGCUUUGGUUGGACCGUAAGUUUUGGAGUCAUGACCUUCUGGCUGGGCAGGUGGGAAUCUUUAUCCGCUUUGGGCUGGACCUGAACCUCGGCUGGCACCCAGAUCUCCCCACCCCAAGCACACCUUGUACCGGAGCUAGGCCCCGGACGCUGAUCUGCAACAUGGAUAAAUAUGACGACCUGGGCCUGGAGGCCAGCAAGUUCAUCGAGGACCUGAACAUGUACGAGGCCUCCAAGGAUGGACUCUUCCGGGUGGACAAGGGUGUCAGCAACAACCCUGAAUUUGAGGAAACUCGAAGGGUGUUCGCGACGAAGAUGGCCAAAAUCCACCUCCAGCAGCAGCAGCAGCAGCAGCAGCAGCAGCAGCAACAGCAGCAGCAGCUCCUACAAGACGAGGCCCUGUCUAGGGCGGGCAGAAGCCCUGUCAACGGUGGGAGCCGUCAGGGUGUGAGCAGCAAGCUGACCACAGCAGAUGGUGCCGCCAAGCCCCCUCUGGCUGCGCCAACAAUGGCACCUGGAUUAGCUACCACCACUGUGGGUGUGCAGCCCUCAUACCCAUCUCAGGAGCAGAGGCCUGGCAAUCAGAACUGUGGUUCCAGGGAGGCACCCGUGAGUUCCCAGAGGCCUGCUUUACACGGUCUGGGUCCCUGUGAAGACCCUUCCUGCCUCACUCAUGGAGACUAUUAUGACAAUUUCUCUUUGGCAAGCCCACAGUGGGGUGAUAAACCAGAGGUGUCCCCCAGCAUGAAUCCGAGUGUAAGGAGUGGGUGGCCUGGUUGCCCAGGGAGCGAUUCCCCAUUGCCCAGCUCCUGCGGGGACCAUUACCCUUACCAGCCUUUUGAGAGUGGCAUUAGUGGCCAUAGAAAUGUGAAGCCAACAGGCCUUUGGUCUACUGCCUCCUCUCAGCGCGUGAACCCCGGCUUUUCCUCUCUGGGCUUGAAGAAUGGGACCCCAGCUCAACCCAGGAGCACAACUGUUUCUGCACCUCCGGUCCCUAACAGCACCAGCCAAGGAGCUUGUCCGAGAAGAGAUUCAGGUCUGGGAUGUGAGGCUUCAGACAGGGUCCUCAAACCCACUGUGGACGCUCAGCCUUGGCUCCAGGAUGGGCCCAAGUCUUACCUCUCUGUUUCUGCUCCAUUAUCCUCAACAACUGACAAGGACACUACCCAGCCAGGUAUGACCCCCGGGCUGGGUCCUAAGCCUGCAUCCGUGGACUCUGGCACUGGUCCCAAGCCCAGCCCCACUAGCCUUAUCCAUCCGGUGAUGUCCACUCCAUCUGAGUUAUCUUGCAAAGAGGGUCCUCCCCUCUGGUCCACCGACAGUAGCCUGGGACCAGCGCUCCCAGAGAGCUCCACCCCCACCAAGGUGAGGUUGCCCUGCCAGACCCCGGCACCAGGUCCUGAGCUUGGACCCUCCACUGCGGAGUUGAAAUUAGAAGCCCUUACCCAGCGUCUGGAGCAAGAAAUGGACGCUCACCCCAAAGCUGAUUACUUUGGAGCCUGUGUGAAAUGCAGCAAAGGGGUGUUUGGAGCCGGCCAGGCCUGCCAGGCCAUGGGGGACCUCUACCACGAUGCAUGCUUCACCUGUGCAGCCUGCAGCAGAAAGUUAAGAGGAAAAGCCUUCUAUUUUGUCAAUGGCAAAGUAUUCUGUGAGGAAGACUUUUUGUACUCUGGCUUUCAGCAGUCUGCUGACAGAUGUUUUCUCUGUGGACAUCUGAUCAUGGACAUGAUCCUGCAGGCCCUCGGGAAGUCCUAUCACCCUGGCUGUUUCCGCUGUGUCGUCUGUAAUGAAUGUCUGGAUGGGGUGCCUUUCACCGUGGACUCGGAGAACAAGAUCUACUGUGUCCGAGAUUACCACAAGGUGCUGGCCCCAAAGUGUGCAGCCUGUGGGCUCCCCAUCCUUCCACCAGAGGGUUCAGAUGAGACCAUCCGCGUCGUGUCCAUGGACAGAGACUACCAUGUGGAGUGCUACCAUUGUGAGGACUGUGGUCUAGAGCUCAAUGACGAGGACGGUCACCGCUGUUACCCACUGGAGGACCACCUGUUCUGUCACUCCUGCCAUGUCAAGAGGCUGGAGAAAGGACCCUCGCCUGCAGCCCUCCACCAGCACCACUUCUAGCCAGAGACACAGUGGGGAUGCAGGGCCAGGGUUGCCCGGGGAGGGAGGUGUCUGUAGGGUACUUCUGGGGGGGCCCCAGAGCUGGGGCUCAGGAAGAAGAGGGACAGGUCAAGUUCCUGUGUGUGUGGAGGGUACCUUUCCUUUAAGCACAGCAGUGUGCACUCCCCAUCAAGUCCACGUGUUUCCCCGAGCACUCUCUCCCAUUGCCAUACCCUCGACAAGUCGCUCAGGAAGAUGCUCUGGCUUGCACACGGCACAGGACACAAGGUUGGGGCUGUGUGACUGGACACGUCCUACUCCGUGGAAAUAGUUCCUGCCUCACGGGGACAGGUUUUCGGAUUGUGCUGAGCACGUUUCACAGUGUUCCUAAGGAGGAGCAGUGAUGGAGAUGAGCAGCACCUCCCUUCUCUCUCACCUGCACCCAGAUAAUCCUCACACACCCUAUGGUGCGACUUACAGUUCUUUUCACCUCAGACCUUUACUUCUUCUGAGAACUGCAUUACAACAGGAAAGAAGCAUUGCACAUGCUUUGCACCCUUGGUGUCUGCUUGGUAAACCAGAGCCAAGCUGUGACAUCUGGGAGGCUGGGUCUCCCUGCUGUGCCUCUGCCUCUGCUCCCACUCCCGAGGCAGCUGAGCUGGGGCAGAGGCCUUCCUUCCCUGUCCUACACAGCCAGCUCUGAGAGAACUGGUGCAGGCACCGGGACUCUUGUCCACUGCUCGGUGCUGUUUUCCUCUAGUCUGUGACACUAGAGUUGCUUCCUUAAGGUGAGUCUGAGGACCUCAGGUGCUCAUGCUCCCUGACACCUCUUUCUGCUGAUUUGCUCAUGGGCUUGAAUCCCAGUCCGUAUCUGGGAGAGAGCUCCUCUUGAAAGGGGAGUUUUUGCAUGCGAGAUCUCAGAGCUAGCCCCAGAGGGAGCGCCUGAGGGUGUUAGAUGAGCUUGUUUCAGAGGUAAUCUCUCCUGCCCACUACUCCACACAGACAUUAAUUCGGUUUGAAGAAACCAACAUAAGGUACACUGCUUUUGACUGUUUUUUUUUUCCUUCAUUAUUUCUCUCCACCUUUUUUUCCACACACAAAUCAUACCUCAGUGAUAGUUUUCACUAAGUCACGGAUCAAGGAGGAGACCGUUGGUUUACUAGCAGUGGCUAAUUUCCACUCUUGACUGCAGCUAAGCAGUGCAGUUUCGAACAAGGCCUAGAUGCAACUGAAACCAGCACCCUGGCCCGCCGUGUGCCUCUGCCUCCUGGGGUAGCCUGGCUGAGAGGGAGACCACAUGCUGACAAAAUGUUAAGAUCACCUCUGAGCUGGGUAUGUGGACACCGUCCUUCCAACAUCUGAGCGACUGGCUUGUGAAGUAGGUGUUCAAGGCUGUCCUCAACUAUAUGAGGCUCUGGCCCCACUCAAAAAAAUUUUUUUUCUUUUUUUAAAGAGAAGAAACAAAAACCCACCCAGCACUAAAGAACAUAAUCAACUCUGCCUAUCACUUCCUGAGGUCAGAGGUCAGUGUCUCCUUGACAGUUGAAAUGGGAGACACUGGAAAUGCAUAAACAGAAUGGCUUUUCAGUUACCCUCUUAUCUUCAGGGAGUGCCCACGGCUUGUGGCAGGAAGGCUGUAGUAUCUCACAUCUGCCAGUCUGGCUGGGUACCCAGCGACUGGCUUGGGUGAUGCAGCAUGGUCUGCGGAGCCCCACCGCAUGUGAAGCGGACUCUUGACUGGGCCCCAGCUCUACCUGUAGAGCUGUUUCAAUCCUGCUGGCCUCUGUUGCCUGUGAGAAGAUCAGAAGUGGUGCUGGGAACCAGAACCAUCUUUUUCAUUUUUCUAAGGUUCAUUCUGUUGGGCCCAGAUGUCACUUCCUUGUUUCCUGUUCUAGACAGAACCCCUUAAAAAAUAAAAAAUCAACUGACUAUAUGGGGCUACAGAGAUAGACCCUGAAGCUAGGCCCCCUUAUUCCCUUAAGGUUAUCUGGCUUGGCUUUGGCAAGGCUUACAGGAAAAGGAAAUGAGCCGACAGCCACCCUUGAGGUGCCAGUCUCAUUGGCAUACCUUACUCCAAUUUUGAGUCAAGACGACUGAAGAAAAUUGUAUUGGAAUCAAUGUCAGAAGUAGAGGGCAUUCGUUUGCAAAUUGGAUAAUUAGUUUAAAACUCUGUGAUUAAUUUUUAAAUGGAAUUCCUGAUUGGGAUGAUUCAGGUGUGUUUGCAAAUACAGUUUAUGUUACUGAAAAAGAUCAAUAAAGGAAUUUGCAGACUUCC